Prorocentrum cordatum is the source of this 1388-nucleotide messenger RNA. NCBI's taxonomy places the organism in Eukaryota, Dinophyceae, Prorocentrales, Prorocentraceae. The record is from the annotation of a GenBank genome assembly.
GACGGCAGAAGGAACAAGAAGGACACUACGUUGAUUUCGACUUUCUGUCUCAGUCAUUCUGUGAAGCGCUGCAGCUGCAAGAAGGAGCACAUACAUCUUCAAGGCUACGAUAAGGAGACGCAUCGCAAGCGGACAGCAGCAGCAGCAAUGUUUUCAAAGAAGUUCUGUACGGCACUCUGCAAGGACAUCUUGGCCCUGGAGUCCAAAGAACCCGGAAUCUCCAUCAACAAGUUCUCAAGAGCUUUCCCGGCAGCAGCAGAUGACGAGGCAGAAGAUGAAGCACCAUUAGCUCAGUUACCAGCACCAGCAGGACCUAAGUCCAUAGACGACCUCAUGGAAGAAUUCAAGGACAUCGACACCAAGAGCAUCAAGAUCACGCUCGACACCUUCACGCCCACGGAAGUACAAUGGAUCAAGGCAGCGAUUCUCUCCAUCACCGAUUACACUAUGAGUUUCGGCGUUCCUGGGACACCUACCGGACGGAUUUUGAUGUUGCCUGGUACUGGUAGGCCUGGACCACUUGCGGCUUCUACUGACGAUGCCAUCGAGAAGAUCGAGAUCAACGGCCGUGUCUUAUCACGGACGAAGCCCAACAUGGAACUUCGGGAGCUACCCAAGAAGUUGACUCAUGCCAACGAGAAGGAUCGUGCCGGACUACUGCGUCUACUUCAUGAACGCUUCUGGCACUAUUCUCCACUGGACAUGAUGAAGUUGCUGCAGGCCAUGCUCUUACCUCAGGCUAUCGUCCUACAAGGCAUGGAGAUUUGCAAGGCUUGUGAAGUUUGUCAGCAAUGGGCUAAACGUCACAUACGACCUCAGAUUAAAUCGUUUUUGGCUACAGUGUUCAACGAGAUGGUACAGCACGAUUUGUUCUUCCUCUGGGAUGAAACGUUCAUGAUUCUUAUUGAUGAAGCUACUAAGUGGAAGACUGGCGACCACCUCAUCAACAAGACGGGCCCAGUCUUGGUGAAAGCGCUCAACUACCUUUGGAUACGCAUUUGGGGCGCGAUGCAGAACCUUCUCACUGAUCAGGAAGGAGGUCUCAUGGGACACGAAGCCACCAAGCUAUGUGAUCGACUCGAGAUCAACAGACUGGCUAUCGGCAAAGGAGGCGCUACCACCAAAGGACUUGUCGAAAGGCAUCUAGCUCUUCUCAAGCUUUCUAUGCUCAAGCUCAAGCAGUCAAGUCAAGCAGAAGGAUUGGAUCUCAGUUACUCCGACAUCUGCUACGAGUGUUGCGCUGGCCACAAUUGUACUCUCAACUAUGGCGGCAGCACUCCACAGUUGGCCUUGACUGGACAACUACCGAGGAUGAUUGCGAUCGACAGCGAGACCAUCACGUCCAUGACGGGCGCCCUCGAGAAGCGUCCUGACUACAUGGAGUCUAU